AUGAGAUAUUACUUCAUUGUGUUGCUUUCCUCAACUAUAUUCUGCUCCAUUGGUUUUGAUGUUGUUCAGGAGGAUAAUGUAAAAAUAGUUGAAGCUGGUGAGGAUGUGAACUUUACCUGCAAAUUUCCAGAGCUGGUACAGUCGAUAAACGCAUGGUUUAAACAGACAACUGAUGGCAAAUCCCUACAAAUAGUAUCUUCAUAUUUAAAUCAACAGCCUAGCUGGAAUCACAACUUUGAGAAAACAAAUCGUUUUAUUGUUGCCAAUGAAAAUGGUUAUUUUAAUCUGACCAUUUUUAAGACAAAGCCUUUAGACUCUGCAACAUAUUACUGCGUAAUCUCAGCAUAUCAAACCAUUGGAAUGGGCUCAGGAACUAGAUUACUUGUUGGAGACUCAGCCACAGACAGAAACUCAACUCUUCAUCAGUCUUUGAUAGACACUGUUGAUCCAGGAGAUUCAGUGAAUUUGCAGUGCAGCAUCUUCACUGAGAGCUGUGCAGGAGAUCACAGCGUCUACUGGUUCAAGCAAAGCUCAGGAGACUCUGAAGGAGUGCUUUACACCAAAGGAGAGAGAAAUGGCCGCUGUAAGAACAGCACUGAGUCUCAAACACAGAGUUGUGUCUACAGUCUCCACAAGAACAACAUCAGUCGCUCUGAUUCUGGCAUUUACUACUGUGCUUUGGCCGCAUGUGGACAAAUACUGCUUGGACGAGGAACUCAGCUGAAUAUUAGAGAAAGUGAUGCUGUAAAUCCAACUUUGAUUGCUCUGGGGAUUUUAAAUGUCAUAUUUUUGGUGUAUGCUGUUUUUGUGACCAUAGAACUACGUAAUAAAGUACGUUUAGAUAUCUGUGGUGAAGACAUUCUGAUCUUGGCUGAUCAAAAUGAUUUGAUUGCAGGACUCAACGUGAAGUUUUCUGAAGAACAUUCAUUUGUAAAGUACAGCAUGAUCAUGCAAAAAAAUGCCUAUAAAACGCUUCAGGCCAUAAGAAGUUCAACUUGA
Danio rerio (zebrafish) is the source of this 999-nucleotide messenger RNA. RefSeq names its product novel immune-type receptor 1b (gene nitr1b). The record is from RefSeq and is marked validated. Lineage: Eukaryota; Metazoa; Chordata; Actinopteri; Cypriniformes; Danionidae. Gene Ontology annotation, cellular component: plasma membrane.